This is a messenger RNA of Acipenser ruthenus (sterlet), 1859 nucleotides long. Its product is annotated as gamma-aminobutyric acid receptor subunit beta-1-like. The record is from RefSeq and is a predicted model, not a curated record. Gene Ontology annotation, cellular component: membrane; GABA-A receptor complex; synapse. Bases 1 to 1434 code for a protein of 477 amino acids. The transcript is spliced from 9 exons. Gene Ontology annotation, biological process: nervous system process; regulation of membrane potential; signal transduction. Gene Ontology annotation, molecular function: neurotransmitter receptor activity; GABA-A receptor activity; extracellular ligand-gated monoatomic ion channel activity. Lineage: Eukaryota; Metazoa; Chordata; Actinopteri; Acipenseriformes; Acipenseridae.
AUGUGGAGAGUUCAAGACCGAGGAUGUUUCGGGGUUUUAUCUUUUCCCAUGAUGGUGGCCAUGGUCUGCUGUGCACAAAGCGUUAAUGAGCCCAGCAACAUGUCAUAUGUGAAAGAAACCGUGGACAAAUUGCUCAAAGGAUAUGACAUUCGCUUAAGGCCUGAUUUUGGAGGUCUCCCUUUAGAUGUUGGAAUGAGCAUAGACAUCGCCAGCAUUGAUAUGGUCUCAGAAGUCAAUAUGGAUUAUACUCUCACAAUGUACUUUCAACAGUACUGGAGGGACAAACGGCUUUCCUACUCUGGAAUACCGCUCAACCUGACACUAGACAACAGAGUGGCAGAUCAGCUGUGGGUGCCUGAUACCUACUUCCUCAAUGACAAGAAAUCAUUUGUGCACGGGGUCACAGUGAAAAACAGAAUGAUCCGGCUGCACCCUGAUGGGUCAGUGCUCUACGGUCUCAGAAUUACCACUACAGCAGCUUGCAUGAUGGAUCUGCGCAGGUAUCCCCUUGAUGAGCAGAACUGCACUCUGGAGAUAGAAAGCUAUGGCUACACCACUGAUGACAUUGAGUUUUACUGGAAAGGUGGAGAAACUGCAGUUACAGGAGUCGCCAACAUUGAAUUGCCACAGUUCUCCAUCAUGGAUUAUAAAAUGCUGUCCACAAAAGUGAAGUUCACAACAGGAUCAUAUCCCAGGUUGUCACUCAGUUUUCAACUGAAAAGAAACAUAGGCUACUUCAUCUUGCAAACAUACAUGCCUUCAACUCUGAUAACAAUUCUGUCCUGGGUGUCCUUUUGGAUCAACUACGAUGCUUCUGCUGCAAGAGUUGCUUUGGGAAUUACAACUGUGCUGACAAUGACAACCAUCAACACUCAUCUCAGGGAGACUCUGCCUAAGAUCCCUUAUGUAAAAGCCAUUGACAUUUACCUGAUCGGGUGUUUUGUGUUUGUGUUCUUGGCCCUCCUGGAGUAUGCCUUUGUGAACUACAUAUUCUUUGGAAGGGGACCUCAGCUCCAAAAGAAGGCAGCAGAAAAAGCAGCAAAGGCCAACAAUGAGAAGGGUAAACUAGAAACCAACGAAGUGCAGGUUGACGCCCAUGGAAACAUCCUUCUAACCACCCUGGAAAUCAGAAACGAAGUCAGUGGCUCUGAGGUUUUGACAAGCGUAAAUGACCCCAGAGCCACUAUGUUUUCUUACGAUAGUGCCAGCAUCCAGUACAGAAAGCCAAUGACAAGUCGAGAUGUCUAUGGGAGGAAUGCAGCAGACAGACACGUGGUUCAUAAGAAGGGUCGCUUACGGAGAAGGACUUCGCAACUCAAAAUCAAGAUUCCUGAUUUGACUGAUGUUAAUGCCAUAGACAAGUGGUCCAGAAUCAUUUUUCCUAUCACAUUUACAUUUUUUAAUGUUGUCUACUGGCUUUAUUACGUGCAUUAGGUUGGUCAUUUGUUUGUUCUGCACUGUAUGUGUUUAUUGAUGAAGUUACUUGUAUUUAUUAACACGUAAAGAACUGCAAUAUAUACUUGCAAGGUCAAGGUAAGGUGUUCACCAUUUUGUUUUUGUGUCCGUGUACCUGUAUGUAUCUAAUGUUUUUUAUCCAUUUUAUCCAGACCCUAAUAACAUCUUUUUAAUGACUUUAACUUUCAUAUAAAAUGUGUGAGAAUUCCUACAGGGAUUUAAUUUGUUAUGGCUUCGAGCACUGUCCAUGCUCCAGAAGAGACACCCAUUUUGCAUUUGAUGAGCUGUGAAAUAAUAAUUAUAAACACAGAGCAGGAAGACACUGAAUCCUUCCUGUGCCCAACCCAGUGAAGUUUAGAUUCGGCCUUGUAUGUCCCUUGUGACAAGAGAAUAUAUAUAUAUAU